AUGAUAUUUGAAUAUUUGAGGGAGCCAUCAUUGGAAGAUUUACUUCCAUCUCGAGAUGCCUUCAAGUAUCUAGAAAGGGGUAUGAAGUGUGUCGGCUGGAUACCACCUCCGAAAGAGAAGCUCUAUUAUUGGGCCCAUCGCUUUUGGAGUGUAGUUGUAUUUUCGUUGGGAGGCAUCUACACGCAAGUGGGACUUUACGCAACUUACAUAUUUGACUUUGACAGCUUCACUGUAAACACUUUCUUAUCAUCGAUACAAAGCGUUCCCGAUGCAACAACGGUGCCAUUAAAGGUUUUAACUUUGCUGCCAAAUAUCUGGCGAUUCCAUAAGGGAUGGGAUCUGCUAGACCUUAUGGACAAAAGAUGCACCCGAAUGGAGGAACGCUUCGAAGUUCAUCGUUGCGUUGUUCGCUGCAAUACUGCUUUUCUAAUAUAUACGGCAGUCUGUUCCAUAUUUUUGACAUUGACAUAUCUGAGCUCCGUUUUAAUGGGAUCAACACCAUGGGGAUUCUACAAUCCAUUUAUAGACUACCGCUCAAGCCCACAGAAUUUAUGGAUCGUGUGUACAUUCGAAUAUUUUGUCGCGUCGGUCGCAAGUUAUCUUGACGAAAUGGCGCUCCUGUAUCCACUAAUGUUUGGACUAAUUUUGAGAACUCACAUUAAACUGUUGACGGAGCGCAUUAAUAGAUUGCGUACAAAUAGUGACGAAACCGAGGAUCAGAGUUACGAAGAGCUGGUUAACUGUUGUAAAGAUUACAAACUUAUUGUGGAAUUUUGUAACAAUUUUCGACCCAUCAUAUCGGUUACUAUAUUUUUACAGUUCAUUUCCAUAGGAGUAUGUUUGGGUUUAACAUUGUUUAAUUUGCUUUUCUUUGCGACUUUUUGGAUCGGUCUGGCUACAAUUGUCUUUAUUAUCGUGCUGAUCUUUCAAACGUUUCCCUUUUGCUAUGUCUGCGAUCUUGUUGAAAAGGAUUGUGAGAUGUUAUCCAUCGCAAUAUUUCAAUCCAAUUGGGUCGAUGCUGAUAAGCGCUAUAAGAAAAGUUUGAUAUACUUCUUACACCGGACACAGCAGCCGAUUAACUUUAAGGCCGGAGGCAAAUUUAAGAUCUGCUUGCAAACCAACAUUGAAAUGGCCAAGAUUGCAUUUUCGGUGAUAACUUUUGCAAAACAACUGAAUAUUAUGGACAAGCUACAAGCUAAUUAAAAC
Messenger RNA from Drosophila grimshawi, 1206 nucleotides. Its product is annotated as odorant receptor 42b-like. Gene Ontology annotation, biological process: detection of chemical stimulus involved in sensory perception of smell; sensory perception of smell. The record is from RefSeq and is a predicted model, not a curated record. The coding region runs from base 1 to 1203 and encodes 400 amino acids. Gene Ontology annotation, molecular function: odorant binding; olfactory receptor activity. The transcript is spliced from 3 exons. Gene Ontology annotation, cellular component: plasma membrane. NCBI's taxonomy places the organism in Eukaryota, Metazoa, Arthropoda, Insecta, Diptera, Drosophilidae.